Molecule: messenger RNA, 3322 nt
Organism: Ruditapes philippinarum (Manila clam)
Lineage: Eukaryota; Metazoa; Mollusca; Bivalvia; Venerida; Veneridae
Product: transcription intermediary factor 1-alpha-like
Exons: 7
Coding region: 176-1471 (431 amino acids)
Molecular function (GO): protein binding
Source: RefSeq, a predicted model, not a curated record
UAUACCACUUGAUAUUGAAAUAAUGUUAACGGAAGUUUAACUUAAGAAAUGCUUUAAAUGCUGAAUGUAUAUUAGUUCACUAUUAUUUGUGCGGUGAAUGGAUGUACAGUUAUUUGUUAACGGUAUACUGCAGCUUUUAAUAUUUUAACGUGACAGAUAAUUCAACGACUGAAAAAUGGAGGUAUCUGGCAAGAAACUUCGUAAUUAUUGCAAACCCUGUGAGCAACUUAAGACGUCAACAUUCUCGGAUGGUUUCUGUUCACAAUGUGCAGAAGAAAUGUGCCAAAGAUGUUUUGAUACUCACAAACAAUUCAAGCUUAACCGGGGACAUAUACUUGUCCAAUCAGUCGAGGCUAAAUCAAAAUGCAAAGAAACACCAACUUUCGAUAAUUGUACUAAACAUCUCAACGAAGAAAUUAAGUUUUUCUGUCCCGAACAUGACCAAGUAGGUUGUGGCGAUUGUAUGGUAAUUUCCCAUAAAACCUGUAAAGUGAAGUAUAUACUAGAACACAUCGAUGGAUAUAAAGACAGUAAAGAGUUCAAAAAGUUGAAGAAGGACAUAGAGAAGUAUGACGGUGAAGCAAAAGCUAUGUUAGGACGCAUCAGAAGCAACAAGGACCAUGUAAAAGAUGUCAACAAAAAAUUUGCUUUUGAGGUCAACUCAUUCAGGGAUGAACUGAUUGCACAUUUCACGAAACUUUCUGAUGCAAUGCUAAAAUAUGGAGAUGAUAUCAUGGCAGCAGACGUGGAAAAGAUCGAAAACUUGGAAAAACAAAACAAAGGCCUAGUUGAUGAAACAAAUGAUAUGAAAGAAACAUUGCAAUCAGAAGCGGAUCAGCCUUACAAAUUGUUCCUCAGUUCCUUGUCAUACAGACAAAAUCUCCAUCUCGUCCGAGACCAGCUAGAAAGAAUAAAAGCGAACAAUACGAUCGAAACGAACGACUUCAUGCCUGACUGUAAUCUCGAAAAGUUGAUGAAAACUUGUAAACAACUAGGAGUGUUACAUAAGCCAAACGAAUCUGGUGCAGGACUUAAAGAAAAAACAGUAAAAUCAAACAGAGCAACACCGAUGACAAAGGAUCAAUGUUCACAAACAAAUCAAGUGACAAAGGAUCAAUGUUCACAAACAAAUCAAUCAUUCCUGGAUAGACAACUUGUUUGCAAAAACCUCAUCAUUGACGGAGACUUAAUCAGUUGUGCUAAAACAGCAAAAGGCGACUUUGGUUUAUUAAUUGACAAACAAACACUUUCUACUGGUGACAGUUUUGAAAUCGAGAUUGUGAGCAUUGGUAGAAACGGAGCUAUCGGUGUGGUACCGGAUGACUAUCCAAAUAAUCGUCUACCUGGAUUAGGAUAUGAUUCCUAUGGAUACCAUUCAGACGGCAAGGUAUUUGAAGGAAGAAAAUCCGGUGAAAAAAUUGGAGAUGCAUGGAAAGUCGGCGAUCGAAUCAAGUGUACAGUUAAUUUGUAAGUAUUAACUAUUUUAGCGUUGUUCGUUUCUAAUGAUUUGCUUUAUAAGAGUUAAACAGAAGAUUUUUGUAUUUUUUAACAUAAAUAAUGCCGUCAAACGUUCAAAGUAGAAAUAACCAAUACGGCAUGAUAUGCUAUUUCUGAUAUGUCAGAGCAGUGUGACAUUAAAUAUUAUUCAAUCUUAACCUUAUUAUAUUGAAUGUACCAUUUCUUAAAUCAAUGACUUUAAACAUGCAACAACAUGUUUCAACUUUUGCAAAACCAGUUUUCAAAUUACUUAAGUAUUUUAAUCCAAUUCAAAUAAGUUCUUUAUUUUACCGUGUGUAUACCGUUCGUAUACGCUAGUCCCAUUAGUAGCUGAAUAGCAGAAAGCAUCAUUUGUUGUUGUUGUUUUUUUAUAAAGAGAUAAAAUUGCUUUUUUGCUAUACUAUAUUUAUAACAUACUUUUUGUUGACAUUUCGAUCCAAAAGACUUACCAUUUAAGUAUGUGUAUCGGCUGGAUUCAGAAGAAAAAAGAACGGCAAGACACCAGUGAAAAUACGAAUCAUAUGAUUCACUGCAAUAUCGUUUUUCAUUGUUAAAAUAAGGAAAACAAAAAAACGCUCAUUUUAUUUCAUCAAUAUUUUAGUUAUAAGUAUAAAAUAAUUACCCAAUCUUCAUUUCGUAAAUAUUGGACACAUAAAUGCUUUCAAAGCGCAAGCUUGCUGGGCUGGUAUUUAAAGUUUGAUGGUUUUUGCAGUUGUUGUCACGAAUGAAAGCGCUAUUCUUGCAUACAAAUAGAACUCUGGUUCUGAAAAUACGCAGUUAAGUCCUCUUUUUUCGUCUACAUAAAACCAACAUACUUUUCCCGUGCGAGUACCAUGUCAUUUGAUACUUUAAUUGAUUAUCAAUUACAAUUGUAGCCACAUAUGUAAGCAUGUUGCCCCGUGAAGCAUCUAUUAAAAACAUAAAACAACAGUGAGUGCUCGCGUGAUGGUAUGCGGUUAUGCAUUUAUUGUUCUCCGUUUAUCUAUACCUGCAUUAUCUCACGCUUACUAGCACUAAAAUUGUCCCAACUUUUUUUCAACCAAUUCUUUUACAAAGUAUCACAAUAUCAAGUAGUGUCUUUCAAAGAGAUUAAACAUUAAUAAACAGUAAAAAUGAUAUUUUUCAUCGGAUAUAAAAUGUGUGUGAUAUUAAAAACAUAACACAUCAGUGAGUGCUCGCGUGAUUGUAUGCGGUUAUGCAUUUAUUGUUUAAAGUUUCACACUAUCGAGUAGUGUCUCUCAAAAUGUGUAAAAUCGAAACAAUAUAUUAAGAUAAUCGGGGCAACAAUGAUAACGGAAAUUAAUUCAGUAGAAACGUGCUAUAAAUUACCUAUAAACGUUUGCUCUAAUAUGAUAUAUUAACCUACCGGAAUGUCUUAAAGCAUAGAAAACAUUUGUAAAAUAGUUUAUAACUAUUUAGUAUACAGGCACUGUUCUGCUGAAAACAUGGUUCACAAAGUUAAGCCGUCAAAUUGAGUAAAAAAGUAAAAAGAAGAAUGUUGUCGAUGCAUAUAGCUUGUGUCUUGUCUAACGUAUGUAGAUUAUAUUACAUGCUUGAUGUUUAUUGUACAUAAGGGGUUUAUUACCAUGGUGUUCAAUUACAUAUACAUGUUAUGAUGCGCUAAAUGAAUUACUUUUACUUUUUACCACAUUGACGGUACCAUAUUAAAUAUUAAAACGUUGUUUAUACAAUGCACUCCGUUAAUGCAAUAAUCAAUGUGUUUGACGUUAAAUCAUGAACGUAUUCGAUAUUAUUCUUUUCAUUCUUUAUUUUGUUUAUUUUCAUUAAUUGUGGGUAUGUAUAAUGUUUAAUGUCAAAAUUUAUU